Gaeumannomyces tritici R3-111a-1 is the source of this 1796-nucleotide messenger RNA. RefSeq lists its product as hypothetical. The coding region runs from base 275 to 1609 and encodes 444 amino acids. Gene Ontology annotation, molecular function: protein binding. The record is from RefSeq and is a predicted model, not a curated record. Lineage: Eukaryota; Fungi; Ascomycota; Sordariomycetes; Magnaporthales; Magnaporthaceae. The transcript is spliced from 2 exons.
CUCGGAACGAAUUCCCAAGACACGCGUGUCCCUGAGAAGGCGGUCUUGCCGCAAGAUCCAGAUGGCUGCACCGGCAGAAUGACAUAUAACCUCGCCGUCGGACCCGGGCACCCGUUCCUUUUUUUCUUCUUGCCUCAUGUCCACUAUAAUGAUAUCUUCCCUUAUUGUGCUGUAGAUCACCACUUCCAGUCUUAUCAUCUACUUCUAACCGGCUUACUACUCUCAUACUCUCAUACUCUCAUACUCUCAUACUCUCAUAUACCCCCACGCCAUCAUGAGGACCGCCAGCGUCAUCAGCCUGUGCGCGGCCGCAGCACUGGCCCACGACACUGUGUACAACCACAUCACACCUGCCGACUCCUGCCGCUCAUCAUCGCUCCUAUCACAGAACACCUUCCCAGAGCUGGCGGAUCCCAUAUGCACGGGGAGCAAGGAACACUCAGCUUCGCCGUUUGCCAACCAGAACGCCAGCUCGCCAUGGACCGACAUUGGCCCUUGCUUCGAGAGCGACAAGAGGAAGUACUGCGUCUACACGAGCAAGACCUUUGCCGGCGACAGGGGAGUCUCGGUCGUGACGAGGCCGGACCGGGCCGAGUACUUCAGCAACAUCGAGCCCUUUACGAACCCGGAACUCACCAGGUAUAUGAACAAGGACCUGGACCCAGACUAUGAACAUUCCUACAAGGCGGUCAAGGUGCCCGGCAAGGGCAUCGGCCUGGUGGCGCUCAGGACCAUCGAGCGCGGGGACCGCAUCAUGAGCAACACGGCCUCCACCAUGGUCGACUACGGCGCCUUUGACGCUCUGACGGUCGACCAGGUGCGCAUGCUGCAGACCGACGCCGUCGACGGGCUACCGCCGCGCCACCGCGCCGCCGUCAUGAACCUGUCCACCCACGUCGAGAUGGAGAUGACGCACCAGACAAAGGUCAGCCGCCUCAUGUCCACCAACGCGUUCGACAUCGACGACCACGACAGCGAGGGCGACGCCUUUUGCGCCAUCUUCCCCGAGAUCUCUCGCAUGAACCACGACUGCAGGCCCAACGCCGACUACUACUACGACCCCCACACCCUGACCCAGCACGUCCACGCCGUCCGCCGCAUCAACAUCGGCGAGGAGAUCACUGUGUCGUAUAUCGACCCCUUGCAGUCUCAGGCCGCUCGCGUCGCGAGGCUGAACAGGACCUGGGGCUUCCCCUGCGGCUGCUCCCUGUGCCAGCAGGUGGAGCACGUGGCCCGGGAGUCGGACAACCGGCUGAAGCAGAUCAUGGAGCUCCGCGAGGAGUUCCACGACUACACGACGGCGUCCCGGGCGACGCCGCAGAUGGGCGAGCUCAUAGUGUCGCUCUACGACCAGGAGCGCCUGGACCUGCUCAAGUACGAGGCGCACACGUACGCGGCCAUCGAGUGGAACGGCGUCGGCGAGCCGUGGCUCGCCACCAAGCACGCGCGCCUGGCCGUCGAGCACGGCCUGACCAGCGUCGGCCCCGGCGACAACGACGUGGCCGAGAUGCAGGCGCUCGUCAAGGAUCCCUUCAAGCACUGGAGCUGGAUGCUCCGCACCAGCAAGCGCAUGAGCUGGGGCAAGACGAAGGGGGAUAAAACUACCUAGACGCUCAUGCGCAUCAGUGUGUUGUAUCAGUGCGUUGUUUUUCUUUUGCAUAAGGCUCAAGGCGCUCAGGUCGCAUGCAGCUCUUUCCAGGAUAGUUUGGCGUUGGGGUUCCACGUAGUUCCUUUUAGAAGCGCUUUUCAUUGCUCAUGAAGCCAACCAAAUAAAAAUCGUCGCUGUUCGCCUCUCG